AUGUUAGAUGAAAUUCAUAGACAAGAACGUGAAGAGAUGGAAAAGAAACUUCAAGCAAAAGAUGAAGUCAUUGAAGCAAAAGACAAAAGCAUUCAGAAAAGAAUACCACGUUCGGUACCAAAAGGAAAGGAAAAGAACUAUAAGUAUAUGAUUUAUACUGAAGAGAUGGAAAAUGAAGAAGAUAAAGAUAUGGUUAUGUUGCAUUUAGUCAGAAGAAACAACAAAAGCUUUUACGACCUUGCUAAGAUUUACAAAUCUGACAGAAAUUGGUUCUAUCGCGAAAACUUACCGAUUUCAAUGACACCGAAUGAAGAUGUGAAACAAAUAGUUCAAGAUACGUUACCUCAAACACACUAUGAUAUGAAAGGUUGUACAAUACUUACCUUCAAAGAAGAUUUGCCAUUGUUAAAGGAAAAAAUAACAGAGUAUUUUGACAACUUCAAACAAGUAGGGUAG
Trichomonas vaginalis G3 is the source of this 456-nucleotide messenger RNA. RefSeq lists its product as uncharacterized. The coding region runs from base 1 to 456 and encodes 151 amino acids. The transcript has a single exon. Lineage: Eukaryota; Parabasalia; Trichomonadida; Trichomonadidae. The record is from RefSeq and is a predicted model, not a curated record.